Molecule: messenger RNA, 1890 nt
Organism: Acanthamoeba castellanii str. Neff
Lineage: Eukaryota; Discosea; Longamoebia; Acanthamoebidae
Product: leucine rich repeat domain containing protein
Exons: 12
Coding region: 1-1890 (629 amino acids)
Molecular function (GO): protein binding
Source: RefSeq, a predicted model, not a curated record
AUGAGUGCCACGACGGCGGUGUCGAAGACCAAGGAGGAGGUGGCGGACCAGGAGGAGGCCCUCCUGCUCAAGAAAAAGAAGAAGGACGAGAAGAAGGAGAAGAAGGAGAAGAAAGCGAAAAAGACGAAGAAGGAGGGGGACGCGGACUCCGCAGUGAGGAAGACAACGAAGACGAAAAAGAAGACGAAGGAGGGAAGCGGCGAGGCGGCGGCGGACGGAGCCACCACCGGUGAGCUGAAGAAGAAAAAGAAGAAGAAGAAGCCAACGGCCAAAGGCGAAGACCAGAGCGAAGUCAAGAAGGACAAGAAGAAAAAGAAGAAGAAAAAGCCCGAAGGCGCUCCCUCCACCGGGACCGACGUCGAGCCCCGCAGCGUCCAACAGCUGGUCAAGGACGUGCAGGACGCCCCUACCACCCCGCCAGCCCCCAAGGCGGCGGGAGCUGCGACGGCAGCCCCGGCCGCUGAUGAUUCGGACGACGACGAUGAAGAGGCGGCGGCCUACCCGACCGAAACAUCCCAGGAGAAGGCCCUGCGGAUCAUCAAAGAAACGAAGGACAGCUGCCGGUAUGCUAUCGCACUCACCUCUCUGCAGCUGAAGGACGACCAGUUCCCGGAGGAGUUCUCCGAUCUCGAGGACAUCGCCACGUCGGUGGACCUGUCGUUCAAUCUGUUGGCCGACAUCCCUCUUCCGCUCCUCCUUCUGAGCAACUUGCAGAGACUCAAGAUGCAAAGCAACGUGCUGGAGAAAUUCUCUCUCCUCAGGGGCGCGUUCGCCUCGCUUCAGGAGUUGGACCUCAGCGGAAACAACCUCACCUCUCUUCCCAUCGAAAUCGGCUACCUGGCCAACCUGAGGGUGUUUGACGCCAGCAACAACCGGCUGGAGGCCCUGCCCGCCGAAAUCGGUGCUCUCACCAAGCUGGAGGAGUUCCGUCUCUCCGGCAACCUCCUGUGCGAGCUCCCCAAGACCAUCGGCAACUGCAGUCGGCUCGAGAUUCUCGACCUGGUGGGUUGUAAGCUGAAGCAGCUGCCAGACCAGAUCACCUACCUCUCCAAGCUGGUCGAGCUUGACGUCUCGGCCAAUCUCCUCGAGAGCCUGCCCGCCGCCAUCGGCCUGCUGCCUCGCCUCAACGAGCUCAAGGCCACCAACAACUCACUCACCGACCUCCCGUCUCCAUCGCCUGCAUUCCACACCUCCAGCUCCAACGCGCUGCUCAGCUUCCUCAAGGAGCGGCUCACGACCACCAUCGGCGACCCGAAGCAAGUGCGGGAGUACAUGAAGGGACUCGGCGAGCAGCGGGAGCCUCUGGUCCAAGUCACUGCUCCGCAGGACGGCAAGGGCGGCUUCGUGAUCCAGGAGAAGCUCAGCCACGAAAAGGAGGUGCAGCGGAAGGCCGAAACUGAGAAGAAGGACGUCGAACUGCGAGACAAGAUCCUGCAUCUCAAGAAGUUGUCGGUUGAUCAGUACUCGCGGGUCAACGAGUGGGUGUACGAGAUGAAGAACCGCAACUGGGCGCAGAACGACCCGCAGGCGUCGAUCCACCUGGCCACCUACGUCGGCCAGCUCAAGGGCCAGAUGGACGUCAUGAAGGAGAGGAUCGCCCCCUACGUCAUGGAGAACUACAAGACCGUCCAAGCCCAGGCCAUGAUGAUGAACGAAAAACGUGCGCAGGAGGGCGAAGACAAGAUGAUCUUGCUCAAGAAGUCGGUGGACGUGAGCCUGGACAACGUGAGCGUGGUCGUGCGGGCGCUGAUGAAGGGAAUCCGAGAGGAUCCGGACAUGGGCAAGGUCGUCCUGUUCGCCAAGGACCUGGUGACCUUCUACAACCACUUCGGCAAGUUCUUCGGCGAAGGCGCCGCUCCGGAGGCCGAACCCGCCCAGCCCCAGCAGUAG